AUGGACAGAGGUAAGUCCUCUUUCUCUCUCUCUCUCAACCUCAACUUCAGGGUUCAAACUGAGUCAGAAGCUAGCUUCUGAACCUGUUUCUAGCUCCAAGGCUACUUGGGAACAAUCACAAUGGCAGUGUGUUUCUGGGCAUGUGCAGAGUAGAAUUGGCUUGCCAUUAAACGAUGGCAGCCUUGUGCUCAGACACCCAUCUGGGAAUGGGGGCAAGGGCUUCCAAGUGGAGGGGGGGUCAGGUUUAAAAGCCCUGCCAUCUCUCCUUCCUUGGAAGGUGUGUGUUUCAAUGAACACAAUGUGCUAACUACUUCCUUGCCUUGGCUCCCAGGACAGCUGUUAAAAGAAGCCCAAAUUUCAAAUUACAAGACAGAGGAAAGGACCACAAUGUGGUGUUUUGAUUUAUUCAUGUUAAAAACCUCUUCUGUUAAAAGUGAUAAACUCCACCCCGCUCUCAUUUCUAAAGCCAGGGGGUAUAGAGGCUCAGACUAUCUUUUCUGAACAGGAAGCCCCUAAUCUCUAAGGACCUACACACUCAGUGAUAAGUGAGGCUUUCUGUGCAUGCUCAAUGGCACAUACUUCUGAAUGAGAUGCCACUUUGAUAGGAAAAAUAAACAUAUAUGUAUUUUUCCCCAGCAACAUUGGUUUGAAUGAUGUCAGUUCUGUUUUCUGUUGUUAAUAAUAAUAAUAAUAAUAAUAUAAAUCACAAAGGGGGGAAUAAGGAAUGAACUGGGCAAACUGCUUUAGAUAAGAUGAUGCAGAGCUCAUGCUUGCUUGGAAAGCUGCUUUUUGUAGUCCUCUGGGCACAAUGCAAAGCGCAGUUUUGGACUUCCAAACCUCCUGUCUUAUGGUCACAAGCUUUGGCGACCAUAGGAUAGGUGUCAGCAACUGCUACCCUAGGGCCAACUCUGGCCUUGCAACUGCCAUCCUUGAGGCGGAGGGGGAGCAGGGGUUGGGGGAAGCAGCAGCUAUGACGGGGGCACACCUGCCAGCAAUAUAAUUUGCCUGGAGUGGUGGUGCAGCCAUCGUCUACAACUCCCCCUUCGAAACAGCCAUCCAGUGAAACCACUUUUGAACCUUAGAAACCACCUGCUCCCCUCUACGAAAAUAAAUCCCAAAUCACAGCCCUGUUUAUCACAGCUAGCGCAUGAUCUGUCCUCGUUGCAGCCUUUUCUAUAAGCAUUUCAGAGUGGGCAUGAACAACUUUGCUGAAAGACCAUGAUAUUUCACUUAAAUUUGCAGGGCUGCCUUCUCUUCAUGUCCUCCUCUGUGUCGUCCCAGCCGUUUUCUGUGUCACUGUGUACAUUGUGUUUCCCUCCUCUAGAUAAAAAGCUGAGAGCGGUCAUCGUUUUGAACUUGCCUCUCCUUUUCCAGGUAAGGAGCUGACCCAAAUGGCCGGUGUCCCUUGAGCACUGCUGCUGUGGGGUGAAGUCAUUUGAUACAGAGUCUGUUGCAUGUUCCCUUGCUCCACCUUCCCAUGUCAGUAAAGGGAAGAAGUUGGGCAAUGGGAAGGAUUAAAGGUUCAGGGUGCUUGACAAAUGGCCACUGGGCAAUAGAAAUUUGAUUCGGCUUGCAUUUAAAGGCGAGCCUAGCUGGACCGCAUGCUCUGCAGAGACGCAUGCACCAGACCACAGCCAUCCUUUGAAAUCCACACUUCUCAGAAUCUUGCCAAACCGUUCUCCAGCCAAGCAAUGCGUACAAAAAUGCAUAUACUCAAGUCAAGUGUGCAGGUGGGUGCAUACAUUACUAAAACAUAACCUACAGAGAUGAAUGGUUUUAGCAAAAAUUAGCAAAACCGCAUACCCAAGAAUGUGCUCAUUAGGAGAAAUCUGAGCUAAAACGCUGGUGAAUUUUCAUGAGGACUAUUUUUAUUGGUUAUAGAUUAGUAAUUCUUUAUUGUAAUUGAUAAGUGUAAACUGUUUAAUUACGAUUUGCUGAUGUUAAAUUUUACUGCUUACUAUUGAAUUCCAAUGGAUUAUUGAAUAUCGCUUUAUUGGAUAUAAGUUGUUUAUUUUUAAAGUUAUUGUGAUUUUUUAAAUAUCGGAUCAGAUUGUUACUAUUAAUGUUUGACAUUUUAUUAUUAUUAUUUAUAUGAGUUGGAAGCUGCCUAGAGUGGCUGGGGCAACUCAGCCAGAUGGGUGGGGUAUAAAUAAAUAUAUUAUUAUUAUUAUUAUUAUUAAGAUUGCCAAAAUGUAGAGAACUGAAGUUUAGAUUGGAAAAAUGGGAAAUGGAAAAGGGGCAGCUUUUCCCAUCCUCCUGGGCAACCAUCUCAAGGCGCAUUUUAUUCCCACCUCUGAAGAAAGGCGUGUUGCUAAGUUGUGAACUGAGGUUGACUCUGGAGCUCCUCUUUUCCCUCAUUCUCACUUUCAUGAGGCUCUCACUCUCUCUCUCUCUUGCACACACACACAUUCAAGGGAGAGGGUGGAGGUGUUUGGUGGUGGGCUGCCUCUCCUUCCUUUCUCUUUGAGCGAUGCUCCUUCUGCAGGUCCACCCACAGGAUGUGGUAGGAGCCCUCGCUCACAAGCCCACCACAAGGUUUUCUUGCAGGCCUCAGAGCUCGGUGUGUUUUCCCUUUUAAACUUUGUGUGGCCAGUUCACCUCCCAACCCACUGUGGUUCUUUCUCUCUGCACCUCUGCCACUCCUCACACCCGCCAUGUGUGCAGUACAUGCCCCUUCUCCCUCCCUCAUACACUACAGAUCCCGUUCCCCUCUCUUUUGCUCUGCCUCUCCUUACUAUUUUUGCAACAAAACACACCAGCAAAGUCCCCAGCAGUUCCUGUCCCUUUCUCCACCCCUGCUUCCCAUUGACCCUGUUCCUUCUCCAUCUCCAUCCUCCCUACCCCUAUCUGAAACCAAACCAUGUUGCAGACUCAGGGCCAGAUUUAGGUUUGCUGAGGCCCUAAGCUACUGAAGGUAAUGGGGCCCUUUAGAUGUCCAGCUGUCCUUUGUCAACAACAAAUUGUCACUGUUUUUUGUGUUGAAUAUAUGCUAUAUGGUAAUUUAUGGACCUAAUAGGUACAGUGGUACCUCGAGUUACAGACGCUUCAGGUUACAGAUGCUUCAGGUUAGACUCCGCUAACCCAGAAAUAGCACCUUGGGUUAAGAACUUUACCUCAGGAUGAGAACAGAAAUUGCGCGGCAGUAGCAGGAGGCCCCAUUAGCUAAAGUGGUACUUCAGGUUAAGAACAGUUUUAGGUUAGGAACAGACCUCCAUAACAAAUUAAGUUCUUAACCUGAGGUACUGCUGUAUCUAAAGCCAUCUGCACAUGUUGACACGCAACCAGUCCAUGCAGAAUGUAGGCACCCUAUAUAUAGAAAUGAGCAAACCAGUGAUAUUUUAGGGAGCAGGCUAGCAGGCGGGGCCCAUUACUUACUUUAUGUAGGUUUUAUUUUAUUUCUUUUUUAUCUUAUAUUUUGGAAAUGUACAUCCAGGUUUGUUUUUUUCUUUAAAUUUUUUUGGGGGCCCCCAAGAGAGUGAGGCCCUAAGCUAUAGCUUGUUUAGCUUAUACGUAAAUCCUGCACUGCUCAGACUCAGUCCUGGAAUAUCAUGCUCCUUCUACGUUUGAAAAUGGGCAGCUCCAAUGUGUUGUUUUCACUGUCUGGAAUUUCCAGUGCAAAUGUCAGGGAAACAUACAGCAGCUUCCCAUGUGACAUAGUAAGGGACAGUAAAGACAUGAAUCACAGAUCACAUGCUGUGGUCACCCACAAGUGGCAGAGGGAUUUGGAAUCACCCUUUUCUGAGUGGAGGGAAAGCUUUUGACCACAAAACAGGCUUUUAAAACCUGUUAUCUUAAGAGUGCAGACAUCAUGUCAAAGUUAACCAAAGGGAUGGUGGACACUUAGCUAUGGUUUGGUGCGAUGUCUGAGCUGAUAAACCAUAGUUUGUCAGAGGCCAGCUAACCUGAAUCAGAAACCAUGGUUUGAAGUGCAUGAACAGACCAUGGCUUGUGCUAAUUAUGGUUUAGCAUGAUGACAGAACUCAUAAUGACCUUCCUUAUGGUUACUUCUCUGCUGCCAAAGAUUGGUGCGCCAAGGGAUGGAUGAAUUUUUGGUUUGGGUUCAUGUCAAUUUUGCAUAUGUUCAUUCCUAAGUCUUUCCCACCAUUUUCCCACAUUAAUCUGCGCUAAAAUUUGUAUUGAAAUACUGCUUUAUGACGAAGUACCUAGCUGAUACAUAUUUUAUCUCGCGGUACACCUUUCUUGAGGUAUUUUAGUCAGAAAUACACAUGCUUUUGGGGAGUUGCUUCCCCCUCCCUUAAUACCAUGAAUUGCAUCACAAAAUCCCAAGCAAUGCAAAAUCCAAAGGAUAAUGAAGCCCUAAUCCACACCUUUAAAAAGCAGAGACAUCACCUUGCCAACAAAGUUCCGUAUAGUAAAAGCUAUGGUUUUCCCAGUAGUAUGGAAGUGAGAGCUGGACCAUAAAGAAGGCUGAUCACUUUUGAAUUAUGGUGCUGGAGGAGACUCUUGAGAGUCCCAUGGACUGCAAGAAGAACAAACCUAUCCAUUCUGAAGGAAAUCAGCCCUGAGUGCUCACUGGAAGGACAGAUCAUGAAGCUGAGGCUCCAAUACUUUGGCCACCUCAUGAGAAGAGAAGACUCCCUGGAAAAGACCCUGAUGUUGGGAAAGAUGGAGGGCACAAGGAGAAGGGGGGGACGAGGUGGUUGGACAGUGUUCUUGAAGCUACCAGCAUGAGUUUGACCAAACUGCGGGAGGCAGUGGAUGACAGGAGUGCCUGGCGUGCUCUGGUCCAUGGGGUCACAAAGAGUCGGACACGACUAAAUGACUAAACAACAACAACAACAAUCCACACCUAGGUCUAGGAAGUGAGAAUCAGGGCAGUUCAAUUCGCAUAACUUGAAUUCCCCAAGCAUUCUCAGUUUGCUUUCUUAAUUUAUUCUUGCAUUUCUAUCUCACUUUUCCUCCACACCAUUUUAUCCUCACAGCAACCCUGUGAGGUAGGCUAAGAGAUGGCAACUGGCCCAAGAUGAUCAUGACAACAACAAUACUUUUAUUUUUUGUACCCCACCCAUCUGACUGGGUUGCCCUAGUGGGCUUCAUGUGGCUGAGUGGGGAUUUGAACCCUGGUCGCCCAGGGUAUCAUCCCCAUGUAUGCUACCUUGAGCUUCUUGAGGAAAGGCAAAAUAUAAAUAAGUAAAUGAGUGAAUAUAUACACUUUCCCACCCGUAAAUAUAUUCACAGAUAGGCACUCCAGACCACAUUGCUUGCAAUGGCGGUUCUGAUGCCUCUUCUCCGUUAGAUUUAGUCACGCACAAUCUUCUCAUUCUGAACUUCGCCAGCAGGAUCAUGUCCCUAGUGGUGUCGGUUAAGCAGCAUGAGGAAUGUAGUGGAGAAAAUAUUUGAUCCAUGAAACAGGUACUUUUCUCAGGGCAAAACCCAGCAAUGGGACCCUAAUCUGGACUGCUGUCCAAGACCAGGUAUAGAUCACAUAAACCAGGAAUACAGUGGUACCUCAGGUUAAGUACUUUAUUCGUUCCGGAGGUCCGUACUUAACCUGAAACUGUUCUUAACCUGAAGCACCACUUUAGCUAAUGGGGCCUCCUGCUGCUGCUGCGCUGCCAGAGCCCGAUUUCUGUUCUUAUCCUGAAGCAAAAUGCUUAACCUGAAGCACUAUUUCUGGGUUAGUGGAGUGUGUAACCUGAAGCGUAUGUAACCUGAAGCGUAUGUAACCCGAGGUACCACUGUAUUGGAAGGGGUGCCCUCCAGAUGGGGUUGGACUCCAACUCCCAUCAGCCCCAACCAGCAAGCAUGAUGGGAGCUGGAGUCCAUCAACCUUUGAAAGGGGAAUUCCAUGCACUACCUUUGGCGUUAGCUUUUUAUUGUGAGUGAAACAGCUGGUGCAGACACACCUUUGUUUUUGAAAUAUUUCUACCACCAUCCCCAGAACAUCUUUUGUAAUGAUGUUUAGCGUGUAUGUAGCAUUUUCUGAGUGUUUUAAGGUGUUUUGCCCACAUUAUCAAUACUGUAAUCUCUACACAACAGCCCUUGGCAGGAGAUCAAUGUUAUUAUCUGUAUACUGCAGAUAAAGAACUGAGAAAGAGUGGCUCAUUUAACACCCACACCUGCUGAGAUCAUGAUAGGGAUAAGAUCUGAACCAGGAAUUACAUGGUUUCUAGCUCAGGUCCUAAGACACAACCGUGGCCCAGCUACUGCCUGGGAGCAGGUCCUGUUGAAUUCAAAAGUAGGCAGCUAUAGGAUUCUGCUCUAUCUCAGUUAACUGUGCCAGUAGCUAAGGAAGCAUCCUUCAUUUUUAUUUUAUUUCGUUGGGAAACUUUGGUGUAAGUACUGCACAUCACAUUGUCCUUAUGUGGGGUCAGAAACUCCAAGUUUGAAAAAGAGAACCUCUUCUGCCUAUGAUGACAUCCUCAAAAAGGAAUGAACCAGUCGCACGUGACCCUUCAUAAGGCAACGCUCACAUGUCCUAAUCAGAAUUUCCUCCUUGGUAUCUCACAGGCCCAAAUGUGGCAAUUUUCAAAACUUUAACCACUGUCAUGAAGUGUUGUUCCAUCUGAAAAUGGCACACAUUCCCUAAAGAUAGAGUUGUUGUUUCUCCCCAUUGAUUUGCAUCAGUUGUCCCCCCCCCCCCAGAAGUCGAUAACCCUGCCAUAAACUCAUUUUAGUGAUCCCCAUGUGCCUCUUUUUACUGAGGACAAUUCUCUAUUCGACCGUGGAACAGUCUUCCUCGGGAGGUGGUGGACUCUCAUUCAUUGGAGGUUUUUUUGUUUUGUUUUGUUUUAAAUAUUUUUAUUAGUUUUUUAACAUAUCAUUUUCAACAAUUAUUAAGCAUACUUUUAUAUCUUAUUCAAUUUUUUUGACUUCCAUCAAUCACAUCUGAAAAUUUUCCAAUCUUUCCCACUUAAUUUACAUUUCUUACUUUCACUAUUACAUGAAAAUAUCAUAACUAAUAUCUCUCUUCUUUCUCUUCUUUGCAAUAUUUCAUAUAUUCCUCCUUACAAAACUUCUUGUAGUCCUACUAGCGUAAUUUUUUUAUUACAGUUGCUCUUCAAAUAAUUCGUAUAUUUCUUCCAAUCUUCUGUGAAUCUCUGGUCCCGAACGUUUCGAAUCCUUCCUGUCAUUUUGUCCAAUUCUGCGUAGUCCAUUAAUUUCGUCUGCCAUUCUUCUUUCGUUGGUAUUUCUUCUUCCUUCCAUUUCUGGGCCAACAAUACUCUUGCCCAUUCAUUCAUUCAUUGGAGGUUUUUAAAGCAGAGGUGCUUUAGCUGAGAUUCCUGAAUUGCAGGGGGUUGGACUAGAUGACCCUCAGGGUCCCUUCCAACUCUACGAUUCUAUGAUUUUAUUGGAGAAGGUGCCCAGACAAAGUCAAAUUUAAAGGUAAAAAAAAACUUUAAGAGGCGAGUGCAGGAGGGGGCCCCAGCAUUGCCCAUCACCUGGGAGCACCAGGGCAGCAAACUGAGCUGGCACAGUGCAGGUAGCUACGUCAGAGUGAGUUGCUCUAUGGAGAGACAUGCACAUCUAUAUGAACACGGCAAUAGUUAUUUCUGCAUUUGCAUCUAUAAAUAUAAAUUAGCCUGUGCAUUUUGUUUGCACGUCUGUGUCAACAGUGCAUUUCUAGGCAAUACAUUUCCUCUUUUUCUGGCAAUGUAAUUUUUGCUUGGCUAUACAAUUCCUGGAAAGCUUAGUUUCUGUAAGCAUAUGCCUGUUAGGUGGCAGGCAUUUUCUGCAAAAUAAAAAUGCUUUCAAACAUCACAUACUGAAAAUUCCCUUUACGUAGAAGUCAUCCUGUCUUGGUGGGUGGGAGAAAAAAUGGUUCUACGGAAGUGGUUCCCAGCUGGUGGCUCACAGACUCCAGGGAGUCGGCGUAACCCACCCAGGGGAUCUGUGGUGCCAUUUGCACAACAAAAACUACUAGAGAGAUAUCAUAGUUUUCAAAAAUAGGGGGUCCAUGUAGCUUGGCUUUUGCAAAACAAGGGGGUCUGCAGUACUUAGCUGAUGGAGAACCACUGUGCUACAGUGUCAAUCAGAGAGAAAGGGACCUGAAGGUCAAACCGGGUGUGACGUUAUUCACGUCUUCAGUCCUUACACAGCAGGUCUGUUAAAUAAUUACCGGUAGCCACUAUGGUGGGGCUCAUACUGGGAAGCUGAUGGGGAGCAGGGGCGUUUUAACCCUUUUGCCCUUCAAACCAAAUCUGGAUUGGGACCAAGUGCUGAAAUUUGAAAGGAAGUGUGCACAGGAAGCCAAACAGAUGUCUUAUAAGCCUGCCCCCAAAACACAGAACCCACUUCUGUUCUCCCAACACACACACACACACACACACACACACACACACACCAGUGCCCCUGCGGAGUGUUCUUCUUGAGACCACACAAUUUACCCUCUUCUCUAAUACUCUUUCCACUUGGGGCUGCAGGGAUGAGCAACAGAGAGAGUAGCUCUUAUUUGCUCCAAUCUCAGUCCUGUAUUUUUUUAUCGACAUCGCAGAUAGUCAGCAGGGCAACGGCUGUCCUCAUUGCUGAGUGUUUCAGUCCAUCUCGCUUAUUAAGUAGCACACUGGCAACUUGCAUUGGAAGAAAAGCUUCCAUUGGUGCACAUUUGAACCUUUCCAACUUGGGUGGCUUUACAAAGAGGAUUAAUCAAACUCUUGGCUGUGAAUGGCUAGCUAUGAUGAGAUUGGGGCAUGAACCCUCCAAUCUCUGUGACACCUCCCUCCCCAAUCUGGAGAACCCCUGAGCUCAUGGUCCCCCGUCCCCAUCCCUAUUUGCUUUCUAAACUGCCUUUAAUGCAGUUACUAAUCGUGUGAAUGGCUGCUCAUUUAAUGUGGAACCUAGAGACUUAAAAGUGGGCAUCCACUCAUCCCAGGAAAUCCUUGGAACUGUAGUCUGUGUGUGUGGCUAGAUAGCUCUGAGAGCACCCUCAUCUAGCAAUGACCUCCAGGACACCUUCAUAGGAUCAUAGAAUUGUAGAGUUGGAAGGUACCCCGAGGGACAUCUAGUCCAACCCCCAACAAUGCAGGAAUCUCAACUAAAGUAUCCAUGACAGAUGGCCAUCCAACCUCUGCUUAAAAACUUCCCAGGAAGGAGAGUCCACAAUCUCCUGAGGGAAACUGUUCCACUGUCGAACAGGUCAUACUGUCAGAAAGUUAUUUCUGGUGCUUAGUCGAAAUCUCCUUUCUUGUAACUUGAAGCCAUUGGUUCGAGUCCUACCCUCCAGAGCAGGAGAAAACAACCUUGCUCUAUCCCCCAUGUGAUAGCCCUUUAGAUAUUUGGAGAUGGCUAUCAUAUCCCAGUCUCCUCUUUUCCAGACUAAACAUACCCAGCUGCCUCAACCAUUCCUCAUAAGGCUUGGUUUCCAGUCCCUUGGUCAUCUUGGUCACCCUCCUCUGCACACAUUCCAGCUUCUUAAAUUGUAGCACCUAGAACUGGACACAGUACUGCAAGUGCGGUCUGACCAAGGCAGAAUAGAGCGGUACUAUUACUUCCCUUGACCAGGACACUAUACUUCUGUUGAUGCAGCCUAGAAUAUUAUUAGCAUUUUUGUUGCUGCUGCAUCACACAAUUGACCUACUUGUGAUCUACUAAGACCACUAGAUUCCUUUUGAGAAGCCAUGAUAGUUAAACUGCGAAUCAAACAAUUAUACCUGGAUAUAAUUCCUCAAUGAAUGUGCCCCUGAUCUGAAGAUUGCUUCCUGGGUGUGUGUGUUUUUUGGGGGGGUCACUUGGCAAAUGCUGCAGAGAUGUUAUCCCCUCCAGUAUGUAAGUUGUAACUGAUUCUUUUAUCUGCCUCCUAGCUGUGCAUGAGCCAGACUGUGACAGCUGAAUACGACUACAAUAGCAACUUCACGAUUGACUACGAUGCGUAUGCAGACAUCUGCAAGAAGGAUGAGAUCCGGCGAUUCCGUGCAGUUUUCUUACCCGUUGUAUAUUCCCUUGUGUGUUUUGUGGGGCUGGCAGGCAACUGCCUGGUCAUGGUGACGUACAUCUACUUCAAGAGGCUCAAGACGAUGACAGAUAUCUACCUCCUCAACCUCGCCAUAGCGGACAUCCUCUUCCUGCUGACUCUCCCCUUCUGGGCCUUCAGCGCAGCAAAGUAUUGGGUCUUUAAGGAGUUUGGUUGCAAAGCCAUCCAUUGCAUCUGCCAGAUGAGCUUCUUUAGCGGAAUGUUGCUGCUGCUCUCCAUCAGCAUCGACAGGUAUUUCGCCAUUGUCCAGGCCCCCUCAGCCCACCGCCUUCGGUCCCAGAGAGUUUUCGCCAGCAAGGUCACCUGCCUCUCCAUUUGGAUCCUAGCUUUCGUCCUCGCCAUCCCUGAGCUGGUCCACAGGGGCAUCUAUGAGUCUGACCAACAGAAGCCACGCUGCAGCAUCCUAGCAUACAACUUGCUGGCCUUCAGCACCGGCAUCAGGAUUUGCCAGAUGCUCUUUGGCUUCCUGAUGCCUCUCCUAGUGAUGACGUUCUGCUACUGUGUCAUCAUCAGGACCUUGUUCCAAGCCCGGAGCUUCGAGAAGAACCGGGCGAUCAAGGUCCUCAUUGCUGUGAUGGUGGUCUUUGUCCUCUUCCAGCUGCCCUACAAUGGCGUCGUGCUAGCUGAGACCAUCUCGGCCUUCAACCACACCAAUGGCGAAUGCGAAGUCAUCAAGCGCAUGGAUGUGGCCAAUGACGUGACGUACGGCCUGGCGUGCUUCCGCUGCUGCCUCAACCCCUUCCUGUACGCCUUCAUAGGUGUCAAGUUCCGCAAUGACCUGCUCCGGCUCCUCAAGAACCUGGGCUGCAUCAGCCAAGCGCAGCUCUGGCAGUGGUCAACGUACCGGGAUAACACAAGGUGCUCCAUUGCCACGGAAACUGACACCACCACCACUUUCUACCCCUGAAAGGCCCCAUGGACCGCCAGUCAACUUGGUGUCACAACAGCAGCCUUUUCCAUUGGCCAGCAUGAGAGAUUGACACUUGGGACCUUUGAAUCUCACCCGGUGGGUAGGUUUCCAAGUUGCCUGAAGGGCCCAACGUACCGCCCCCCUCCUCCACAGAUCAACUCACAUAAUUCAGACUGUUGUAUAAAGAGAUGUGGACUGCAGAAAAGUUGCUCACGGAUCUCAAGGAAGUGAGCUGAUGACGGGGACAAAACUCUUCCUAUGAACUAGAAGAGUGAGCCUAAAUCAGGGUUUCCCAAAUGUGGGUUUCCACCUGGUUUUUGUCACUACAAUACCCAUCACCCCCUGACCACUGGUCCUGCUAGCUAGGGAUGAUGGGAGUUGUAGUCCAAAAACAGCUGUAGUCGCAAGUUUGGGAAACCCUGGCCUAAAUGAAUGUAAGAAAAGUUGUGUUGGAUCAGGCCAAAGGCCUAUCUAUCUAGUCCAGCAUUACUGUUCUCACAGUGGCCAGGUACCUGUGUGAAGCCCACUGCCUUCUCACACAGGACUUGGUCAACGGGCCCCUCCCUAGCUUUGUCUGUGGGACUCUCUGUCAUUUCUCUGUGGUGAGGUAAACACAGUCUGCAGCUGCUCAGGGGCCCAUUUAAUCUACUCUUACUGAAUAUUAUCAUGUGUUUUCUAGCAGAUUGCUGUGAACACAGCUAUCCCUGGGGGUUUGCCUUAACGCAAUACCUGUCCAGAGUCUCAGACUUGUCAGAGGAAUGUUAAUAGCUCGUGAUGUUCAGGAAAUGGUCUCUCAGCAGGAGCCAAAUGUUAGAAGACGGCCUCUUGAGACAAGAAUAUGUUCUAAAUAGGAGAAACCCAGGAGAGAUUGGGUGGUGCAGCAAACCUUCCCUAUUCCCUCAAGUUAUGGAAGAUUUGUGUUGGGGAGAGAAGCCGCGGUUAGUGACUGGGACUCAGAAGAGAUCUUUGAACUCAGGAAAGUACUAUUUUGAGGGCUGCCUCUCUAGCAGUCUGAUGUGGGACGGUAGCAUUUGCUGCUUGUAAGAGGGCUAAGCUGUGCCUCCACCUAUGUUCAACUUGUACAUUUAUAAAUAAAAUAUUAACAGAC
Messenger RNA from Podarcis lilfordi (Lilford's wall lizard), 11949 nucleotides. Lineage: Eukaryota; Metazoa; Chordata; Lepidosauria; Squamata; Lacertidae. The record is from the annotation of a GenBank genome assembly.